AUGUUGAUAUCUGGUGGUGUGAGUGUCGAUGAUAUUGUGGGCACCUGUUCCCGCCCCGCGAAUAGAGUGGAGAUAUUUCGGCUUCAACGCGAUACUCUCCUCUUUAUCUUCGACUGGUCCAAUGACAUAUUGUACGCUCUUAAUUCCUUCUCUGCCUUGGCCGAGGCCCUGGCGUCUUGGGCUGGCGAUGUCGAGGAAGACUGUGUUAUACGCGUCGAAGGCGAGCUCGAACUGAAUCAGAGCAAGUCUCCAGCACGUCGUCCACUUUCUGGUAUCCCGCAGCACUGGCGAUUCUUGUUCGACCCCGACCUGCGUGGGCAGUUCGCCUGCGUGGUCUUCGUUUUUGAGGACCUUCACCAGAGCACGACCCGCUGUAUCCUGGAUGAAAUCGCCAAGAAAGCGAGUGGCUCCAAGGGAAAGUCCCGGGCAGGGUCUUCGAGCUCCUCGGCGUCAUCCCGGGGCCAUGGGGCCGUCCCGACCGACCGGUACAUCUUUGAGCACGUCUUUAACACCGCCGAGGUUGACCGGGUCCUCAGCCAGCCGGACCUGCGGUACGGGCUCCGCAUGAUUACGGCCUGA
Ilyonectria robusta is the source of this 579-nucleotide messenger RNA. RefSeq lists its product as uncharacterized. The record is from RefSeq and is a predicted model, not a curated record. Bases 1 to 579 code for a protein of 192 amino acids. NCBI's taxonomy places the organism in Eukaryota, Fungi, Ascomycota, Sordariomycetes, Hypocreales, Nectriaceae. The transcript is spliced from 3 exons.